Messenger RNA from Tachyglossus aculeatus (Australian echidna), 1166 nucleotides. RefSeq names its product peroxisomal biogenesis factor 10 (gene PEX10). The coding region runs from base 39 to 1028 and encodes 329 amino acids. The record is from RefSeq and is a predicted model, not a curated record. Gene Ontology annotation, molecular function: zinc ion binding. The transcript is spliced from 6 exons. Gene Ontology annotation, cellular component: peroxisomal membrane. Gene Ontology annotation, biological process: protein import into peroxisome matrix. NCBI's taxonomy places the organism in Eukaryota, Metazoa, Chordata, Mammalia, Monotremata, Tachyglossidae.
GGGUCGGAGGGCGGCGGGGGCGUCCAGAGGCGGUGGGCAUGGCCCCGGAGCCCGCCAGCCCCCCGCAGGUGGUCCGCGCCGCCCAGAAGGAUGACUAUUACCGGGCAGAGCUGCAAGGCACCGCGGGCGGCGCCCUGCACAACCUGCUGGGUGCCAGGAAGUGGCUGGAGUGGAGAAAAGAGGUGGAGUUGCUCACAGACCUAGCCUACUUCAGUCUCACCACGUUGUCCGGCUCCCAGACCCUGGGGGAAGAGUACGUGAACGUCGUCCAGGUGGACCCGUCGGCGCGGAGAGUCCCUUCGUGGCGGCGGCGGGCGGCCCUGGUGUGGUUGCAGACGGUGGCCCCGUACCUCCUGGACAAGGCCCUGCUUCACCUGGAGCACGAACUCCAGGCGGAAGGCGGGAGCGGCGGGAGCGGCGGGGCCGGCCGAGGCGGGGCCGGGCCGGGCGGCCGGAGCCCGUCCGUGGCGCGGGCCUGGGUCCGGCGCUGGGUCAGCCCCUUGACCGAGCAGCAGAAAAAGACCCUCCUGUGGAUCGUCCCCGUCCUGAGGCAGAGCCUGGCGGCCCUCCGGCGCCUGCACGUCGCCGUCUUCUACAUCCGCGGCGUCUUCUACCACCUGGCCAAACGCUUCGCCGGAGUCACUUACCUCCAGGUCCGCCGCUUGCCGGGAGACGACGGAGGCAUCCGGGCCAGUUACAAGCUCCUGGGGGUCGUCAGCCUGCUGCACCUCCUGUUCUCGGUCGGGACGCGGCUCUACGGCUUCCAGAGGAGGCAGCGGGCCAGGAAAGAGUGGAAGCUCCACCGCGGCCUGUCCUGCCGCAGGAGUCCCGCGGAGGAGAAGGGGGGGCUCCGCAGCUCGCUGUGCACCCUGUGCCUGGAGGAGCGGAGACACGCCACGGCCACCCCCUGCGGCCACCUGUUCUGCUGGGAGUGCAUCACCGAGUGGUGCCACACCAAAGCGGAGUGUCCUCUCUGCAGAGAAAAAAUUCUCCCACAGAAACUGAUUUACCUGCGCCAUUACCGAUAGGAUCAGCCACUUCCCCCCGCCCCAAGUUGGGGAAAGGACUCAAGAGAAAAGGAGGGAGGCUCUUUGGAGCGUGACUUUAUUCAUGGACCAGCAACACACAGUUCAUUUCAGUUCAUGCACAGUCUUUACUCACGUUCA